AUGCAGUAAAUCUAGGUCAGGUUUUAGAAAUCAAUUUUGAAGAUGUUAGUUUUACUUAUGGUAUUUUAUUGUCCCUAAAGAAAACCGAAAUUAAAUUUUUAGCUCAUUUCCGAAAUUCUCAAUUCAUAGAGUAAGGGUGGAACCGAAAUAGUUUUUCAUUCACCAAAAUCGGUACAGUUCUACCUCAAAAUACUUUCUCCAGAGAACUUCUUUCAUUGUUAUAAUUGCCACUUUAAAGUCAAUCCAUUUUAUAAUGGUAUUUUUAAUAAUUUUUUUUAAGCUGAGAUUGAUCGUACGAUACAGAGGUUUUGUCAAAACCCUAUUUUGGAAGCUUCAAGAGCUUGUAUUUUGAAAGGAGUUUUUUUAAAUUAUUGA
Molecule: messenger RNA, 375 nt
Organism: Paramecium octaurelia
Lineage: Eukaryota; Ciliophora; Oligohymenophorea; Peniculida; Parameciidae
Source: the annotation of a GenBank genome assembly